Hydractinia symbiolongicarpus is the source of this 1781-nucleotide messenger RNA. RefSeq lists its product as uncharacterized. The transcript has 4 exons. Gene Ontology annotation, biological process: peptidyl-proline hydroxylation to 4-hydroxy-L-proline. Gene Ontology annotation, cellular component: endoplasmic reticulum. The record is from RefSeq and is a predicted model, not a curated record. Gene Ontology annotation, molecular function: L-ascorbic acid binding; iron ion binding; procollagen-proline 4-dioxygenase activity. NCBI's taxonomy places the organism in Eukaryota, Metazoa, Cnidaria, Hydrozoa, Anthoathecata, Hydractiniidae. The coding region runs from base 21 to 1223 and encodes 400 amino acids.
CUUCAGCAAAAACAAACAAAAUGGCAGUUAGCUUGCGCAAAAAACGUGAUUCAAAUCCUCAAAAAAGGAAAGAAGUAAACAGAAAAAUUUUAUCCAAAAAAUCAAUUCUGCAAAAUAAUAAAUACAUAUUAUUAGUAUCAAGUUUAUUAAUACUUGGAUUUUACUUUAGUUGGAACAUAUAUUAUGAGGAUGACGCAGCAAACAAGUCAAACAUCAGCAGCAAGCCAAAACACCAAAAAGCAAAAGUGAAAAGGCAAAGCGUCCCUGACAAAAACAAAGGUCACGCUGAUGUCCACUCAAAUGUCUUCUCACCUUCUUUUUGUUCCGGUUUAUCUAUGCGGAACAUCUCCAUCGAUGGGUUAAACAUGAAUGUGCAAGAGUUAUAUAAGUCAAACGGUAGCUCAGUUCAGCUCUAUCAGAUAGAUAACUUUUUAUCUGACAAAGAAUGUGAUGGUUUGUCUGCAGCUCACCUAAGAUUUAUCGAGAAAUCAAAUAAGAUAGGACCACUAAUUUGUUUUUCUGGAAUAAUAUCGUUUCAAAAAUACCUCGUAGAUGCUGGUGUAACGUACACAGUAACGCCGAAAGAUUUUGCCCCAGAAACAACUUGUAUCAAUAGCACAUUCUCUCGACAAUUGCAGGAUAAACUGAAAUAUAGCUACAGCACUGCUUUUUAUCCUGGCGAAAGCAAAUUUACUUCAGUUUUUGAGAGGAGGUUUGAAAAGGUUUCUGGAUUACCUUCAACACAUGGCGGGAAGUUUCAAAUUACGUCGUAUCCUCAAAGGAUAGGUUACAAACGUCAUACCGACUGUGAUUUAGACAGCACUGAGUUGCGCGAUCGAUAUGCUACUGCUUUGGUGUAUCUUCAAAACGUUAGAGAAGGUGGUGAGACUGUCUUUUCAAAAUUGGGCGUAAGUGUGACACCACGAAAAGGACGCUUAAUCGUGUGGACUAACAUGAAUAAACAAGGAAAAUGUGAUAAAACUUCUGUCCAUGAAGCUGCACCUGUUAUCAAGGGACGGAAAUAUAUCCUGCAGAGAUGGUAUUACUUCAAAAACUUCAUGGCUUUGGGUAAACGUCCAAUGGAACCAGAUUUACCAAAACGUAAAUUUUUACAGCCAAAGAUCUCAUGUGAUUACUACGAACAAGGAUCGUGCCGUUGGUACGACGAGUGGGGCUAUGACCAUUUAGUUGAGUAUAAUAACAUAAAGCAGGGACUAGCGUGAAUAAAGAAUGCUUACAAGUAAAUCAAUAAAUAUUUUAUAAUUUUUUUCAGCUUAGUGCAUAUAAUAUGCCUGCAUUUUUUAAUUUUAAUUAAAUUCGAUUUUUUUAAGAUUUAUGCCCUUUCUUAUGACGGAACAAAACAAUUUUUCAUUUUUUUCGCCGUCUUUUAGUACGUUAAUUCAACUCCUCGUAACUUGAGCCUUUAAUAUAUCAGGGGAGAUUAAUUUAAUUUAAGCCUGAAUAAUAUUCUUGCAAAUUGAACAGUUCCGCUUUACGUCCAAGUUGAUUAGAAUGAAGGAAAUAUAAAUUCGAUGUUUUUCUGUGUCAAAAGUUAAAGCUAUCCCAAGAAAUGAGCUUAAAUUUCCUGAAAAUCGCACAAGAUAACAAACGUUGAAGUUUUUAAGAUUCCAGUUAAGGCGUCUAUUUUUUAAGGUAAUAGAUUUGUUUUAUUACGCAAGCAUUAAGUAAAUUCUUAUGAAACAGAUGUAAAAUCUAAAAUGGUGUUAAUCCGACUUUGAAAACAGAUAACACUAUAUAAUAUUUACCUGUAAAAAGUUUAA